This is a messenger RNA of Prorocentrum cordatum, 1020 nucleotides long. The record is from the annotation of a GenBank genome assembly. NCBI's taxonomy places the organism in Eukaryota, Dinophyceae, Prorocentrales, Prorocentraceae.
AUGGGCGGCAACGGCUACCAACACGGGGGCUGGCAGCAGGGCGGCAAGGGUGGCCGCGGCAAGGGGGGUUGGCAGCCGCGUGCCCCAUGCCAGCCGCACCAGCCGCCCUCCGGAGGUGGUGGCUUCGGAGGCUUCGCCUCCAUCACGAACCAGUUCAACGACAUGAUGGGGAGCCUGGCGGCGCUGGGCCAGAUGGCAGAGAUCGGCACGGCGCUCUCCCGCCUCCACCAGGGCGGGUCGCUCCCGCAGAGCGGAGGCCAGCAGCCUCAGCCAUCUCCGGCGGCUGCUCCGGCCCCUCAGGUGGGCACGCGCGAGGUGGCCGAGGCCCUCACGGGCAUGCUCUCGGACGUGCAGCGCGACGAGCAGCAGCGGAACAGGGAGGGCGACUCACGCUUGACCACAACGAUCCGCAGGCUCCAGGACUUCGUCGGACCUGACCCGCGGCAGCCUCGGUGUGCCACCAGCGAGGUGGACAAUGUGGAGGCCUCCCCCGCGCCCCAACAGCUGCGCCGUCAAGCGCAGAGCCUCAGCGACACCCAGACGGAGCAACAGCGCACGAUCGCGCGCAUCGACAACACGACUUCCAACAUGAGCUCCGACGUCCAGGCCGUCAGCAACAUGAUGCGUGAAUUUCUCCAAGAGCAGCGUUCGCGUGGAGGUGGACCCGCGCGCCCUCCGGCUGCCGGGGCCGCUGCGGCGCACCCAGGGCCAAUCAUGGAAGCCACGAUUGAUGCCGAUUUGCACGACCGUGUCCUACCGCACAUUGGCAUUACGAUCGCCCGUCGCGAGGCGGCGGAACUGAAAAACGACUGUCCGCUCAACUACGGGGCUUGGUGGAGCCGUGCGGGCAGGCUUAAGUCUGUUGCCCAGUGGUCUGAGAAGCUCCAACGCCUGGGUGCAUCGGCGGAUAUGGUUCGGGACCUCACGAUGGAGACGGCUGGCACGAUAUUGUACCAGCAAUUGUCCAGCGACGGCCAUGUGGUGGAGGAUGUGCUCCAGGAGGCGCCGCCCCCGAACUGA